Coregonus clupeaformis (lake whitefish) is the source of this 1325-nucleotide messenger RNA. RefSeq names its product adhesion G protein-coupled receptor E2-like. The record is from RefSeq and is a predicted model, not a curated record. Gene Ontology annotation, cellular component: membrane. Gene Ontology annotation, molecular function: G protein-coupled receptor activity. Bases 1 to 1110 code for a protein of 369 amino acids. Gene Ontology annotation, biological process: cell surface receptor signaling pathway; adenylate cyclase-activating G protein-coupled receptor signaling pathway. Lineage: Eukaryota; Metazoa; Chordata; Actinopteri; Salmoniformes; Salmonidae. The transcript is spliced from 9 exons.
AUGCGCCACAAGAGGAGGUUGGCUGAGCCUGGCCUGAUGACCUGUGUGUACUGGAAGGACAGAGGAGUGGAAUAUGGGAAUGGAACAGAGGGGAAGAUGAGGCAUUGGUCAGUGGACGGCUGUUGGGUCGUGUUCUCCGAUGAGAACUACACAGUGUGCAGCUGUUCUCACCUCUCCACCUUUGCACUCAUCAUGCAGACUGGGGAGACUGUGUCGGAGGAUAAUCCCUUCCUAGAGUGGGUGAACAGAAUGUGUGUGAUCGUGGGCCUGGUCUUCUUUGCUCUGGCCAUCCUCACCUUCCUGCUGUGUAGCUGGAACCCUAAGAUCAACAACACAGCCCGCCUCCACCUCUGCCUCUGCCUCUUCCUGUCCCAUCUGCUGCUCCUAUUGGAUUACACCUACCUCACUCACAAGCUGGUGUGCUCCAUCAUGGCAGGUCUCCUCCACUUCCUGGUAGUGGCCAGUUUCCUGUGGAUGCUGCUGGAGGCGCUCCAGCUCUACCUGCUGGUCCAGAGACUCUCCAGGAUCCAGGUCAUCCAGAGGGACGGCCUCCAGAAGAAAUACCUCUACCUGAUUGGCUAUGGCAUCCCCCUGGUGAUCGUGGGCGUGUCUGCAGCGGUGAAGCAAGACGGCUAUGGGGGAACUAAAGUAUGCUGGCUGAAGCCAGAACAAUACUUUACCUGGGCUGUGUUAGGGCCAGUGUGUACUGUCCUAGCACUGAACUGGAUAUUGUUCUGUGUUACUAUCUGGAGUUUGAGACCUACCUUGGCCAACAUGAAGAGUGAUGUCUCACAGUCCAAAGACACCAGACUGAUCAUCUUUAAGAUCCUGGCACAGUUUGUGAUCCUGGGUUGUACCUGGGUGCUGGGCUUUUUCCAGUCCACCAUGGUCUUCAAGUACUUCUUCAUCGUGCUCAACUCCCAGCAGGGCACCUUCCUCUACAUCGUUCACUGUCUCUUCAACAAGGAGGUACGUGAUGAGUACAGGAAGUGGCUGGGCUGUUCUUCCAGCUCCUCUACUCCAGACUCUAUGAAAGGAGCACCUUCAGUCUCUGAAGACCUGGACAAGGCUGGCAAAGAGAGACAAAACAAAGGAACACGGCCAGGAUGAGAGCAACAUGAUAAGUUACCAUCAGACCUUCAAAGCAUUUCAGCACCGUGGGCCUCCACGGUAUAUCUUUCAAUGCACACUGUACACAUUAAGUAUGAGAGCGAGAGAGAGAGAGAGAGGGGUGGGUUUUUAUGGAUGCUAAUGACUCAGAUGACACAGCCUGACCUUUUGUAAUUACUAAUAUUUCCUUUAUCUACUUAAAACAAUGUUUUAUU